This is a messenger RNA of Phoenix dactylifera (date palm), 1948 nucleotides long. RefSeq names its product transcription factor MYB106-like. The record is from RefSeq and is a predicted model, not a curated record. NCBI's taxonomy places the organism in Eukaryota, Viridiplantae, Streptophyta, Magnoliopsida, Arecales, Arecaceae.
UUCUUGCCCCUCUCUCUCUCUCUCUUUCUCUCUCUCUCUAUUUAUCCUUCACUCCGAGGUCACUCUCUCUGUGUACAUCUCACACACAAGCUCAAAAAAGGCUCACUGGAAUCUCUUCUUCUCCUUGGGUGCCGCUGCUGUGGAGUUAGAAGGUCUCUAAAGACCUCGAGAGCAUCUCCUUCUUAAUAUUCCUUGUAGGUGAGGAGGAUCUGCGAUGGGGCGAUCGCCAUGCUGCGAAAAGGUGGGCCUGAAGAAAGGGCCAUGGACGCCGGAGGAGGACCAGAAGCUCCUGGCCUACAUCGAGGAGCACGGCCACGGGAGCUGGCGAGCAUUGCCUGCGAAAGCUGGACUGCAGAGGUGUGGGAAGAGUUGUAGGUUGAGGUGGACAAACUAUCUGAGGCCUGAUAUCAAGAGGGGGAAGUUCAGUUUGCAGGAAGAGCAGACCAUCAUUCAACUUCAUGCUCUACUUGGAAACAGGUGGUCUGCAAUAGCCACCCAUCUACCCAAGCGAACCGACAACGAGAUCAAGAACUACUGGAACACACACCUCAAGAAGCGGCUGGCCAAGAUGGGCAUCGAUCCGGUGACCCACAAGCCCAAGAGCGACGCCCUGAGCUCCGGCGAUGGCCAGGCCAAGAGCUCCGCCAACCUCAGCCACAUGGCCCAGUGGGAGAGCGCCCGCCUCGAAGCAGAGGCCCGCCUAGUCCGGGAGUCCAAACUCCGCGCCGCGGCACAGUUCCAACCGCAGUCACCCUCCUCCUCUGCCCCUCCACUGCCCCCUGCGCCACCAGGCAACACGUCGGUGGUCUCCCCGGCGCCUCCCCCUCCCGGUAGUCUCGAUGUCCUCCGAGCAUGGCAAGGGGUCUGGUCCGCCAAACCAACCACUGGAAACCCAGGUGGAAGGAUCGAUCUCGAGUCGCCAACAUCCACCUCGAGCUUCUCGGAGAACGUCCUGCCGAUCACGAGCGGCGGCGGGCUGCUGGAUGGCAGUUCCACAGUGUGUCGUCAAGGAGCAGCUCGGGAGCUGGAAGAAGAGCAAGACUUGGAGUGGAAGUGCUUUGAGAAGCAGCCACUUCGAAUGUUGGAGAUAAAAGAUCACAGGAUUGAUAGCUUUGCUAGCUUUUCGAUGGACACGACGUCGGUCUUUGGUGGGGAGUCCUCGUCGUGGCUCCCGGAGUCAUCGAGCAUCGGGACCGGGUCCUCCGGUGGGGAAUUCGGAGCAGGGUUCACCGGGAUGCUGCUGGAUAGCUCCGAUGACCGGAAUUCUUCGGAUGGGCGUGGAGAUUCUGACAACUUGGAGGGUGGAAGCUGUGUGGAAGAGGAGGGGAAGGAGGGGGAGGAGAACAAGAACUAUUGGAACAGCAUUCUCAAGUUGGUGAACUCGACAUCCCCCUCGCGUUCGCCGCCCGUUUUCUAGAAAUUAAUGGUGCUAUCGACUAGAAUUGGACUGGGAAGCAAGACUUUCUUCCAGUCCUCUCUCUCUCCCUCCAUUUCUACUACCAUCGUUCAAAGCGAGUUUUUCUCUUCUCUACAAACUAGCCGUUUGGCUCUGAACCACUCCGUCAACUCGGCUUGGUUCGUGUGCUUCUGGUCCGAGUCAACUCAGAACGGUAGAAAUUUCUCUCUCGAUCCAAAGCUAAUGCAUGGGCAGAGUAAGAAGAAACAAUAAUGAGCCCAAUUGGUUGUGCUGGUUGUUGUGAUGUUGGCUUUUGCUCCAGGGGAACUGAAUGUUUAUGAGUAAUAAGACUGGGAAUUGUGACAGUAUUAGUAUUUGCUACGUUCAUUAGUAGUUUGUUUUGGUGUGUCAUUUUGUGUAAGAAACUUGUUGGGAAUGGUGCAUUCAAUGACUGUACUGUAUUAUUGUGGAUUGGUUCCGUAAGUCCACGGAAAUCUUCAGUUUGCAUCUUAAAACAAGCAAGGAAUGUAAGGUUUUCCAUGAUUUUUUUUU